Molecule: messenger RNA, 1096 nt
Organism: Platichthys flesus (European flounder)
Lineage: Eukaryota; Metazoa; Chordata; Actinopteri; Pleuronectiformes; Pleuronectidae
Exons: 5
Coding region: 51-1001 (316 amino acids)
Biological process (GO): response to bacterium
Source: RefSeq, a predicted model, not a curated record
AGACAUCUCCGAAGUUCGUUCUCUACCUGAAAUGUUUCUUCUUGGGGAAAAUGGUUCAGAUGCAUCAUUUUAUCUUGACUGAUCAAGACAGUGGAUUUAUAUCAGCUGAUGUUGGAGACAACUUGACUUUGCAGUGUUUCUAUGAGAGGAAUGACAAAAGAAUUUAUUGGUACAAACAAACACCAGGACAGAAACCUCAAAUUAUCUCAAUGACGUACAAAUUCUCUGAAGAUUUUCUUUUAUUGAAUGAAUUCAAGGACAAUCAACGCUUCACUGUGGAAUCUAAUGAUGUUGUGAGUUGCCUAAAUAUCUCAGAUCUGCAGCUUUCAGACUCAGCUACUUACUACUGUUCAAAGGGUAAUACAAUAUAUAAGUUUGAGUGUAUGCAUAGUGUCACUGUUAGAGUGAAAGGUUCAGGGUCUAACAUCCAGGCUCUGGUGCAUCAAACUGAGAGCAUCCAGCCAGGAGGCUCUGUGACUCUCAGCUGUACAGUUCGAACUGGGACAUGUGAUGGAGAACACAGUGUUUACUGGUUCAAGAACUCUGAAGAACCUCAGCCAGGACUCAUUUACACCCAGAGAGACAGGAACGAUCAAUGUGAGAGGAAACCCGACAAUCAGACACACUGUGUCUACAACUUGUCAAUGGAGAGACUGAACCGUUCUCAUGCUGGGACCUACUACUGUGCUGUCGCUGCAUGUGGACACAUUGUGUUUGGAGACGGGACCAAGCUGGAGUUUGAUGAUGAGGUGGACUGGCUGGUGGUUUUCUUGAGUGCGACUUCAGCAAUCACCACCUUGCUGAGUGUUCUACUGGCUUUCUCAAUAUGCAUGAUGAGGGUUACAGAUCCCCAUGCUCCAUCCUCGAAAAUAAAUGCCAAGGAUGAGCAGAAUGAAGACGACCCCUGCUUCAUUGCUCACAGGGAGAUACAGAUGAACAGAUCCAGAGGACAGAGGGAUGAUACCUGGAGUGAAUGUGUGUACUUGAGUGUGAGGCAGUAGAGCUGGACACCUUCUGUAUAUGUAUCCGUGUUUAAUCACCACAUUAUGUCUUUACUGACAUCAGAACAGUCCUGUAAAUUAGAUUUUUACCUCCG